This is a messenger RNA of Aphidius gifuensis, 2731 nucleotides long. RefSeq lists its product as uncharacterized. The record is from RefSeq and is a predicted model, not a curated record. Gene Ontology annotation, molecular function: chitin binding. Bases 147 to 2135 code for a protein of 662 amino acids. Lineage: Eukaryota; Metazoa; Arthropoda; Insecta; Hymenoptera; Braconidae. The transcript is spliced from 4 exons. Gene Ontology annotation, cellular component: extracellular region.
ACUAAGGCCAGGUUGAUACUGUGACGGGGAUUCAGUUUCCGCGUGGACUUGACACGAGUUGCAGUGUUUAAAAAUAAUUAUUUAUAAAUUUAAAAAUCAUUAUUUUGUUAAAGAAAAAAUUAGUGUUAAUUUUCUUUAUGUGAAUCAUGGUGGAAGCUAAAAUUUAUCUAUUUUUUUUCAUAACUUUGAUAUUUUUGACGACAAAAAUUAAUUCAUUGGAUAAUUCAACAGUUGAUGAAAGCAAUAAUGACGAUGAUGAUGAUGAUAUAAGUGAAUUGGAAUUUGAAGAAUUUAAAAACACAGUUCGAAGAUAUAGAAGAUUGAUUCCUUACAUGAGUUCAUUUGUUGCUAAUAAUUAUGUUAAUAAUCAGGGACAAAAUUAUGAAAGAGAUGAACAAUUACCACAACCGGAAAUGUUAAAGCAAACAAGAAGAUUAAUUAAACCAAGACCAGUUAAUAAUUAUCGAGUUAGCCAACAAGUACAACAACAACGACCAACGACAUUAAUUAAACAAGACAGAUUUGUGCCAUCAAUACAAUAUGAUCCCAAGGAUAUUGGAAAUGAUAAUGAUUAUUUUAGACCAGUUCAGUACACAAGUAAAAUUAAUAAUUAUGAUGACUAUUAUCGUGAGUAUGAUAGAAGACAAAAUUAUCCAGAUAUAACAACACAAAAUAUUCAAGACAGUAGAUAUUUCUCCAAGGAACAAACACAACGUGGACAGGUUGCUCAAAAUCCUCCAAUUUACGAACACGAGUACUCCAAACAAAAGCUGAUAAAUCCCCAAACAGAGUAUCUGAUUGACUACAUACCACGUCUAACAAAACAACAUCAACAACAAACACAAGACUACUAUCAAGUUGAAGGCUAUGAACCAAUAAGAUACGUAAAAAUUGAACCACCACGUAGUUUAUCUUAUUCUCAUCCUCAACGUCUCAUUCCACAACAUCAAUUUAAUCAUCAUCAUCAUCAUCAUCAACACCAAGUACAACAACAACAACAACAACAACGUAAUCCAAUAAUACAAAAUGACAAUAUUUUAAAAAGUUUACAAUUAACAAAUAGACUACCAGAAAUGUUAAAUCGUGAUAAUAUUGAUUCAAGUAUUAAAACAUUAGUUGAAAUACUUGGUUUAUUACAUGGUAAAAAAACAGAACAACAAAAAAUUCAAUUAGCUGAUUUUAAUUUACCAAUAAAUAAUAUUAAAAAUGAUCAUUUUAAUAAAAAAUAUAUUAGACCAAAAGUUGUUACUGAAUCACGUUAUCAAGCAACAUCAAAACCACUACUACAAUCAACAAUUGAUGAUACUGAUGAUGAUUUAAAUUUUAAAUCUGUUACAUAUAAAAAUAAUGAUAAAUCUAAAAUACCAUAUUCACCUUAUAAAUUACAAACACAAAAUCCAAGUGUUAUUGAAUAUUACACACCAACAAUUCAAGAUAUUAGUGAUAAUGAACAACCUGUUUAUGAUAAUUAUGAUAAUCAUCAUGAUAAUAUUGAAGAUGAACAACAAAAACCACAAUUAAUUAUAAAUAAUAAUGUAAAAUUAACAAAUAAUCAUGAUAUUAUUGAUGAAGAAGAAUUUGUUAGUGAAAAAAAUCCUGAACUACCAAAUAAACAUAUUAAUAUUGAUGAAAAAGUUGUUGGUAAUCCACUUGUUAUACCAACAAUGGCCAUUAAAUAUGGAGCAACUAGAGGUAAACCAUUUGUUGAUUAUCCAGCUUAUUCAUCAAUACCAAAAACUAAUUUUGAAUGUAAAAAACAAAGAUACAAGGGAUUUUUUGGUGAUCCUGAAUCAGAAUGUCAAGCAUGGCAUUAUUGUGAUUUAAAUGGUGGUAAAUCAUCAUUUUUAUGUCCAAAUGGUACGAUAUUUAGUCAAGCUGCUUUGACAUGUGAUUGGUGGUUUAAUGUCAAGUGUGAAUCAACAACACAAUUAUACGUUUUAAAUGAAAGAUUAUAUAAAUUUAUUCUACCUAUUAUGCCAAAAUUUCCUGAAGAUUUUACUGGUCCAGAAGCUGAUAAAUAUAUUGAACUUAAAUUCAAAGAAAUGGAAGAAAAAAUGAAAGAAAAAAAAUUAAAAAAAGCUAUGGAGAAAAAGACGAAAGAAAAAAUACAAUCAAAUAAUAAUAGCACCAUGUAAAAUUAUGGAUCUCAUGACCUGUCUCGUUGCCAUUAUUUUAUAUUUAAAUGAAAAAAAAAAAAUAAUCAACAAGUUUGAUUUUAAAUUUUACCUAUCAAAUUUAAAGAAUAAUAAUUUUUAAAUUUUUGUUUUUUAGUGGUGUUGAUUUUUAUAAUAUAUCAAAACGAAAAAAACGGGUAUAAAAAUAAUCCAAGUAUUUGUCUUUUUCUCUAGUCAUAUAUUAAUUUAAUUUUUUUCUAAUUUUUCUUUUUUCAAUGAGACUGUGCUUGAUCAUCAAACAGCGCUAUUAAGUACCUAAUUAUUAUUUUUUUUUCUUUAAAAAAUUUCACGUCAAAAUUUUUCUAUUAUUUAAAUUUUAAUUGAUGAUAAUUAUUGUUUUUUCUUUUCUACUUUUUUACGUGGUGAAGGUUUUAUUAUUAGCAUAACUUGUUAAAUUUUAUCAGUGAUAUUUAACGAAUAAUUAAAUGAUAAAAUAUAUUUUUUUUAAAUCAACGCAUCAAGUACCUUUAUAUUUUUUAAGAACCGUAUCAAAGUGUAAUAAUUUAUCCGACUUUGUUUUGUAAAUAAAAAUGAAAAUAAAUAUAUUUUUAAAUUGA